This is a messenger RNA of Leishmania braziliensis MHOM/BR/75/M2904, 1407 nucleotides long. RefSeq lists its product as hypothetical. Gene Ontology annotation, biological process: ribosome biogenesis. Lineage: Eukaryota; Euglenozoa; Kinetoplastea; Trypanosomatida; Trypanosomatidae. The record is from RefSeq and is a predicted model, not a curated record. Bases 1 to 1407 code for a protein of 468 amino acids. The transcript has a single exon. Gene Ontology annotation, cellular component: small-subunit processome; nucleolus; Noc4p-Nop14p complex.
AUGGAGUCGAAACUGAGUAGCGCCUUGCGCAUCUGUGAUAAGUGCAAAACCUAUGCGGAACUCUGCAGAACAUUUGACGAGAAGGCUUCCCCAAUCCUUGAACAGGCUCUACAGUCCCCCACUGUGAAGGCUCCCCGUGACCACACCACGCCUGAUGAAUGUAGUCCACGUGUGGCAGAACUGCGCGAGGCCUUGUGCACUCGUCUUGGUGCCCAUGAGGCUACCCCGGCCGAAGACGAUGUGUGGUUUUUGAUCUAUCGUGCGGUCAGCAACCUCGUAGAACGUCAGCAGCGCAAGCGGUCACGCGAUCGAGGUGGCGUGUCGCUCUCGACGCUGGUCACAAACUGCUUUGUGCUCUUGUGUACCCGCACUUUGCCGCAGCUCGAUCACAUGAAGCUGCGGUGGGGAUUUUUGAAAAAAGAGCGCGCGGCAUUGGAGGCGAGCGACGCCUAUGUGCACUCCAACGCCUCAGAGCGGCGCAAACUGCAGCUCAAUGCUACUAGCGUCCUCUCCGUCUUCUCGGAGAAGGCACACAAACACUACUUCACGCUUGUGUGGAUGGUGUGUGUGGAGAAGGCUGGUGAGGCUGCCCUGCACAUUCACCUGCUGCACCGGCUAGGGUCUGUUGUUCUGCCCCACCUCACAAACCCACUCGUACUAGCGGACUACCUCACCGGCUGCUUCAGCAGCGGUGGUAUCGUGUCGAUCCUUUCGCUGCAAGGACUCUUUCUACUCAUGCUCGAUCACGGGCUAGAGUACCCGAAUUACUACGAACAACUCUACAGUCUCUUGACACCCGACGCGUUUGCUUCGCGGCACCGGUAUGAGCUGUUUCGGCUGCUGGAUCUCUCCAUGACAUCGCUUCGCGUACCGUCCUACAUUGCGGCAAGCGUGAUCAAGCGCGUGGCACAGGUGUCGCUGAUGGCACCCGCGCCGACACUUUACUUUACUCUUCCCUUUCUUCGCAAGGUGUUGCAGACCCAUCCCAAUUGUAUAGCUCUUAUUCACCGAAGCAGUCGCGAGGCUGUAGUCCCUGAAGACAUGGCUGAGCAAGACGCGGACACUGCCACUGCGCAGUCUGCCAAGGCGCAGGCAAUGAGCGACACCGCCGCUCUUUUCGACGGCCGUGACCCCUUUGACGACCGCGCAAAGUUGCCAGAAACACACGCGCUGAACUCCACACUGUGGGAGCUGACCGCGUUGGAGCGGCACUUCAUGCCGGUUGUCCCGCUCAUGGUGUCAGCGUUUUCUAGCACGGCAGAGGACAAGACGCCGCUGCGCUACGAAAAGAGCUACGGCCGCCUUUUUACCGCGGAGGUGACCCGGGCUAUCGAUAGUCAUCAUCUGCCCACGAUAGCCUACGAGGCGCCAUCGGAGGCAGACCCAACUGAUCUGCUCUCCUUCUAA